GCCGUAUUCUAGAUCGAACCUCUACCGCGGUGGGUGAACUAUGCCGACCGUAACGCAAUGCUUGUCGUCGUCAGUCUCCUUGACAGCGAAUACCGCGACAUGACCAGGCUGUAUAUGGAGCAGUCUAACACCAAGACAGUUCUUGAACCCCUCAUGUUCUAUUCGCCUGACUGCUGGGCCGAAGAGGCAAAGCAGCGAACGAUUUUCCAGGACUUGCCGCAAAGCAACGUGAAAAUCAUCAAAACUACCGAAAAGGGGACCGAAACCCUCAAACCCCUCAGUAAUCGAAGCGGCUAUGUAUUCAUCGACACCAUCGUGGACGGCGACAAGGGUGUACCGCCUGCUUUGUCGCGCUAUCACGACCGAGGCCAGCUCCAGUACAUCCUCGACGCUAAGUGCCUCGGUCAUCUCUCGCCCGACAACGCCUCCCGUUGCCACAUCCACACCGGCAGUUUCGGUCUUGACUACGUCACAAACAACUACGAAACAUUGAACCAGUCAGCCAGCACAACAGGCUACUUUGGCCCCGGCGCCAUCCCCUCGGCUGUCGAGCCUAAUACGGGCAGGCUAAUAAGCCAGAUCCUCCUAGUCCACCCGACCACAAACUUCGGCUGUUUCAUCGGCUUGUUUGGCCCUAUCAUCCUGAGCACAAUCCUAUCUAUUCUGGUACAAGUGCUCGACUCUAACCUGAAGAGAAUACUGCCGUUUAUUCUCCUCGCCCGACUUGGAGGCUUGGGACUAAAGACCGAGUAG
This is a messenger RNA of Lasiosphaeria miniovina, 753 nucleotides long. RefSeq lists its product as uncharacterized. The record is from RefSeq and is a predicted model, not a curated record. The coding region runs from base 58 to 753 and encodes 231 amino acids. NCBI's taxonomy places the organism in Eukaryota, Fungi, Ascomycota, Sordariomycetes, Sordariales, Lasiosphaeriaceae. The transcript is spliced from 4 exons.